GUAGUAGAAUGAAUGAGGCGAGGGAGGACACACAGAGAGCACGAGCGACUUGACUCAGACAGCCAGAGAGCACUACACGAGAACACUAUGAAGCUGUGAAGCGCUUUUUUUUUUUCUAAUAACAAAUAUUUACGAUUUUGAAUAAAUAUAUUAUUUGUCGUCUUGAAGGCACAAUGGCACGAGGAGAAGGCGCCGAGCAGUACGCAGCGAGUUUACUAUCAGUCAAAGCUACUAAUAAUAACGUUACAGAGAGCAAGACAGCAAAGCCAAAGGAGCAGAUAAGUCGCCUGACUGUGUGGAACAAACUGUGCUAUGCCAUCGGCGGGGCUCCCUACCAGAUCACCGGCAGCGCUCUGGGCUUCUUCCUCCAGAUCUACCUGCUGGAUGUGGCUCAGCUGGAUCCCUUCCAUGCCUCUAUCAUCCUGUUUGUGGGCCGGGCCUGGGAUGCCAUCACAGACCCCACGGUGGGGUUCCUGGUGAGCCGGAGUAGAUGGACCCGCAUCGGCCGCAUGAUGCCCUGGAUCCUUUUCUCUACUCCGUUUGCGGUGCUGACUUACUUCCUGAUCUGGUACGUGCCUCCCUUUGAGGAAGGGAAAGUCGUCUGGUACCUCAUCUUUUACUGCCUCUUCCAGUCAAUGCAGACGUGCUUCCACGUGCCGUAUUCAGCGCUCACCAUGUUCAUCAGCAAUGACCAGAAAGAGAGGGACUCUGCCACCGCUUAUCGUAUGAUGGUGGAGGUGCUGGGCACAGUUCUGGGUACAGCGAUCCAGGGUCAGAUAGUAGGUGGCGCCACAAAUUGUCCCACUGAGGCUGAUGACCUCGACAGCAGAAACUCGACCAACACGUCCAUAGUUUCACUGGAUGAGACGAAACAAGCUUACUUGAUUGCUUCAGGGGUCAUCUGCAUCAUCUACGUCUUCUGUGCCAUAGUCUUGUUUUUUGGUGUGAAGGAGCGAAAAGAGAGCCAGCGAAAGAAAACAUUGCUCACGUUCCGUCAGGGCCUCUGGCUGGUGAUGAGUCACGGACCGUACGUCAAACUGGUCAUCGGCUUCCUCUUCACCUCUCUGGCCUUCAUGCUACUGGAGGGAAACUUUGCCCUUUUCAUCACCUACUCUCUCGGCCAUAGGAGCCACUUCCAGAAUAUUCUCCUGGUCAUCAUGCUAUCUGGGACUCUAACCAUCCCGUGGUGGCAGUGGUUUCUGACCCGGUAUGGGAAGAAGAAAACGGUUUACUUUGGCAUCUCGUGGGCGGUACCCUUCAUGAUCCUCAUCAUCAGCAUCAAGAGCAACCUGAUCAUUUCUUACUUGGUCUCGGUGGCGGCAGGUGUGAGCGUGGCGGCAGCUUUCCUCCUGCCUUGGUCAAUGCUUCCCGAUGUAAUGGAUGACUUCAAGGUUAAAAACCCUGACAUCCACGGUCACGAAGCCCUCUUCUACUCCUUCUAUGUGUUCUUCAUCAAGUUUGCCUCUGGAGUAUCCCUGGGUAUCUCUACACUCAGUUUGAAAUUUGCCGGCUAUGUGACCGGGAGCUGCUCACAACCCGAGGCCGUCAGUUUAACCCUGAAGGUGCUGGUCUCUCCUGUGCCUGUGGUCCUUAUAGUGGUGGGACUCUUGAUAUUGAGGACCUACCCUAUUGAUGAAGAAAGGAGGCAGGGAAACCGAAAACUACUGCAGGAAAUGCUGGACUCUGAGUCCGAAACUUCAGCGCUUGGAAGCGAGGUGUAGCGGCAGAGGACGAGCCAACCAACCACCACAGCUGCUUUAACAUGUUUGCACAGGCUGUCGAGGGACUCGACCGCCAACUAUCUGGACUAACAGAGGAGAAACCACAGACCACUGCUGACCAAACAUCAUCAGCAUUAACCGGCUUCCUCUGGUGGAUCACACAGGUUUACGUCGCCCUCUAGUGGCCGGACAGCGGCAUCUCGUGUGGGAUUCAAGUAUUUUCUGUUCUUUAUCUCCAGCUGUGUCCCAGUUAAACUCUAUCUGCUAAAACUAAACGGCAUACACAAUUUACAAAUAUCUACAGUGUAUUGGCCGGUAGUGUAGAACCAAAGUCCUUCUUGCUUUCACUUCCCAACAUACUGAGGUUUUCUGUCAUUGUUAAGAUGAAACACACCAUAUUUUACUUACUGCUUAACUGGACAGUAAAAUCUCAUCACAUUUAUCAUUUUAAAGGAAGAUGAAACAUGUUUUAGUUAGCUUUAAACAAUUACAGCUCCUAUAUGGCUCAUGGGAGCUGUAGGCUUUUUUAUCUUGGUGGAAUUUUCCUCAACAGAGAGAAUUUUUUUUUCCAAAGAUUUGUGACUUUAUUGUUUACUGAGAUGCAACUAUGUUAUUUACCUCCACUAGCAGCUCCUCCAUUUCUUAUGUGCAUUGCAAUGUGGGACAGUAGUUUUCAUCAACUCUAUUUUUACACCAGUGUGAAUGCACUACAUACUUAAAUACUAUGUUGGUUUUGGGACACAGCUGGAGUGUGAUGUUACCAUUGUUGUUUACUAUGUCUUUGGUCACUUGUGUGUGACAUACCAUUCAGACGGUGCUCUGAAGGAAAUGCACAGUAUCAGCCUUUAUUUAUAAAGGGCAUACCAGCACUAUUCCACUGAUUGGAGUUGUAUGGAGCGGUGCUGCAUUUUCUACUGUUCAUUUGGUGUUGUUGUUUCCUUUUAGAAAGGCAAACACUUUAAGUGUACUUGAAUCUUCUGAAGGGGAAAAGGCACCUCGUGGUAUGAUGUACUCAGUACAUCAUACCACGAGGUGCCUUUUUAAGGUGCCUUACACACGCACACAUCUUGAAUAACUAGUUGUAAUGAGAUUUUCUGUUGAACUUGUUACUCUCAGAUUACUUUUUGCCACUGAGAAGGGUUUUCCCACCUUUUUUGUGCUUUAAUAUUUCAGCCUAUCUCCGUCAGGUUUAUCAGACAUCUCGGAAUGGGCUUUCACAGCGAAGUCAACUCCAGUAUGACGUCAUCCAGCAUGUUCUCACUUCCCGAAGGGAAGGAAAAUGCUUUAUUUAAAUAUUUAUUUAAACAAACUAUCUAAGGGAUUGUCAUUUUUUCUUAUGAAAGCACGUGUAUAAUAAUUUAUUAAUGGUUAUUGAUGGAUAUGUGAGUGAUAUUCAAGUCCUGUGGAAAACAUUUGAGAACAUCAAAAUGAUGGAUUUUUGUUUUUAUAGCACAAGUUGCUAUAAUGUGAUAAACAAGCUGCCUUUACAGUGUUGUGACUCUUAAAAACAGCAUCCCCAAACCCAGUUUUUCUAUUCUAUGGUAUGCGGGAGACAUUUGUCCUCUCUUUAGAUGACUUCACAUCCUUAUUGGUUAAGUUAUUAAGAUUUCAGAGAAAUCUCUUUAAAGCUUAAUAUAUUCCUGCACAGUUUUCAUUUGAGAUUGCACUGAAUGGACUGAAUGAAGCACAUUGCAUCUCUCCUUGGUGUUUAUAUGUAUGAUAUGUAAAUACUUUUUUCCAAGUUUGAUCAGCGAAGAGACAAAUUAAUGUGCUGUAAAUUUGUAAUUUUCAGUCUGUGAAUAAAGGUUGUCAAAAAAAAGAAAAA
Molecule: messenger RNA, 3546 nt
Organism: Sebastes umbrosus (honeycomb rockfish)
Lineage: Eukaryota; Metazoa; Chordata; Actinopteri; Perciformes; Sebastidae
Product: sodium-dependent lysophosphatidylcholine symporter 1-B-like
Exons: 14
Coding region: 174-1721 (515 amino acids)
Biological process (GO): carbohydrate transport
Cellular component (GO): membrane
Molecular function (GO): lysophospholipid:sodium symporter activity
Source: RefSeq, a predicted model, not a curated record